GUUAUGCGUUAUAAACAACAUGAAUAUAUCCAGUUUCGCAAAAUGUUGAGGAAUGAAAUAAAUUAAGCCCUUUUCUGUACUUGACUUCCCUUUUUAACCAGGGUGUUUUCUAGUUCAGUAAUUGAGCUGUGACGUAACAAGUUUGUGAAAUUUUCAGCGGGAAAUUUCGAUCCACUUUUGCCAUAUUUGACGAAAAAGUAAACAUGGCAGUUAAAGUGGACACAAGCAGGGUGGAUGCCCUUAAACAGACCGUAGAAGAAGUAUGUGUAGAGCUGGCAAGUCUUGGUGAGGAAUCCUUGUUUAUGUCCAUCAAUUUAAAACAGAGAAGUUGCUUCUACCUUGGAUCUGAACCUGGCAAAGAAUUCCUUACAAAGAGAAUGGACGUCAUAGAAAACUUCUACCACUUUAUCAACACUCACUAUCCACUUGAUGAGUCAGAGCAGCAAAGUACAACUUCAUCACCGACCAAGGCUGCACAGUAUACAGGUGAUAUAGACUUUGAGAAAAUUCCACAGAAUCCACAGCCAAGUGAGUCUGAUGCAGAUGAUUCCAACUCUUUCACUAUCGACAAUGAGAUGAGGGAGGACCCUGAUUUUGAGCACAACUUAAAAAAGAAUUCAUUAGCAUCACUGUUUAAAAAACGGUCGGUUGGGAGACCAAGAAAAAUGGAUAUUUUUGAUGGACGGGACAGAAAUGCCACCUUGUUAGAAGAUAUGGAAAAAGUUAUCAUGAACAAACCUGUCGUAUCAGAAAUACCCUUUGGAGAUCAGCUGAACAAUCUUAGUGAGAGUGGAAGUAAGAUAGAAAAGAUUGUUACAUCAGAUGUAGAGUUUGUAAAAUCAUUAAGAAAUAAUAGGAAAUGCCUUCUAAUUUGUGGAAACUGUGGAACCCCAUGCUCCUGGAAAAGGUCUAUGUUGACACAUUUGGGGAUCUGCAAAGGAAAGAAGAAAGAUCAGAAAGAAGAGAAAGAUGUCACAACAACAGUUGUCAUGCAAGAAAAACCUCCUGAAACCAAAGUAACUGAAACCAUAGCAUCAGAAGGAGGUCAGAUAGUAAUAGAACUUGUAGAUGGAAAUGGAGAACAGCAAAUUGCAGUACUUCAAGCCUCACCAGAAGAUACAUUAGCUCAAAAUUUACAGUUACAAAGAGAAGUUGCAAAACAAACAGAUGAUCCUCUAGAACAAGCUAUACAGAGUAUAACAGAAAGCCAAAAUGAAUCACAACCAUCUGUAGAGAAGACACAGAAAGAGGAAUCAAAUCAACCAAUAGAGAAGGAAUCUCAACAAGUCAACACUACAGAAAUGAUGGAAGCAUCACAAAUAGAACAUGGAACCUCCGAAACUAAGCAGGCUACAGAAGAGCAAGUUUCUAGUCAAGACGAUGGCAAUAGCCAAGAUUCCAAGUUUAGUCAGAUCAGUGAAGACAAUGAUGAUACACUAGACAGCACAAUGGGUGAUGAAGAAAUGGAGAAAAACUUGGAAGAUAUAGAAGCAAUGGAAUCUCUUAUCAUGACAUCUGGAGGUAGCGAGAAUAAGAAAAAAGAGGAUAAGGAAGACAGUGAUGAAGCAGAAGUUGAAGAGGAAAAUAUUGAAGAACCGAUGGAAGAAGAUGAUGAUCCAGAUUUCAAUGCCCAAGAGGAGGCAAGGGAAGAAGUUGAGAUUGCAACUCCAAGGACACGUUCUAGACGUCAGAUAAAAAUGAGCAAAAAGUACGAAGAAUAUAUUGUAAAAGUAAAAAAGGAACCUGUUGAAGACUCUCAGACUUCUGAGGAAAACCUAAAAGCAAAUGAAAGCACUGCAUCUCCAAUGACACGGAAAAGAAAAGCAGAAGAGUCUCCCACAGUAGCAAAAUCUCCUAAGGGAAGAAAGCCUAAAAAUCAAGGUGAAACAGAGAAAACGCCUGGGCCAGCAAGUAAGAAGGCUAAAACAGUUGAGGAUGAGUCUGCAACAGAGAUAGUCACACCUAAAAGAGGGAGAGGACGACCUCCCAAGAAUCCAAAACCUGCUGCUUCAAAGGAGGACAAAGCAGAAAAAAUCCAGGACGAAACAAAGGAAGAAAAAGAAGAAAAAUCUGCACAAGGAGAAAAAGAUGAAACACCAGAAGAAGAUGUGCUCGGGGAAGAAGAAGAGGAGGCUCCUGAUGACACAGUAAAAGAUGAAGAUUAUGAUGAAGAAGUGGAAGAAUUUGUUGAGCCAGUUAAAAAGGUGAAAGGAAAAAGAGGAAGAAAGCGUGGUGGUAGGAAAGAAAAUGAAACUGGAUACAAGAUAACAGCGCAAGAUGUCAAUGAUGCCGCAGACAUUGGUGUAGAAAAGGGAGACUUUAGAUGUAAGCAGUGCAACAUUGUUAUAAAAUGGAAAAGGUCAUUUAUGAGACAUAUUGAGCAACAUAGACUGUUGAAUGAUGGUAAGACAGAUUAUCUUAAAUGUCCAGAAUGCAGUCGAGAAUUUGUAUCAGAAUGGGAAAUGAAGAAUCAUAUGAGAGGCAAACAUAAAAUGCUGGGAGUCUUCGAGUGUGAUACAUGCCCAAGAAAGUUUAACACGGCUAUACAGUACAAGAAUCACAAAAAAGAAUGUUCGGAAGAAAACCCAAUGCCUGAAGAUCCGGAAGAAUCUGAAGAGAAGCCUUUCACAUGCAACUACUGUUUGUUCAAGUUUAAGAGCGAAGACCAGCUUAUAACACACAAAGAGCUGCAUAACAUUGUAGAUUUCAAGUGCGAUGAAUGCGGGAAGGUGUUUCCUGAAGGAUAUAGGCUGAAGAAUCACAAACGUGACGCACAUGACAAAUCCAAACACUUUGCAUGCGACAUCUGUGGAAAGGUUUUCACCAGUACAAGAUACUUGCACAGACAUCGUGUGUGUGUUCACAAGCAAACAGAAAGUGUCUGCAGAGUAUGUGCAAAACUGUUCUCAACAAAAGAAGAGCUAAGAUUGCAUAUCAAAACUGCCCAUGAAGAAACUGAUUCUCUAACCUGUGGAGUGUGCAAGAAGAAAUUUACCUCGCUUCGAGAUUUAGAUGCCCACAGACCAGAACACUAUGGCUACCAGUGUGACACUUGUGGAAAGAAGUUUCAAAAACUGAUCAAACUCAGAGAGCAUGUUCAUUCACACACAGGAAAUUAUCCAUAUUAUUGUGAUUUCUGUAGGAAGGGCUUCCUGCAUACGCAUGCUUUGGAAACUCAUCUUUUGACGCAUGAGACAAACAGACCAAUAUAUAUUUGUGAUGUAUGUGGUCAGCAGUUCAAAACUAAAACCAUUCUGCUAAAGCAUGCCAAUGUACAUAAGGAAACAGUUGAUUAUCCAUGCAAGUUUUGCGACACUGCAUACAGAACUCCUGAUGGGUUAAAGAUUCACAUGAUAGAAGUCCACAUGAGUGAAGAACAGAUUAAAUCUUGCGGUCUGGAAAUUUUCAAAUGUGAAAUAUGCGACAAAGUCAUGGCCCGAAAGCAACAUUAUGAUCGCCAUAAAGCACAGCAUUUGGGACUGAAGAAAUACAAGUGCGAGGAGUGUAACAUGUCUUUCUACACCCAGUAUCACCUCAACCGCCACCACAAACUGCACCACGAUCAAAGCAAGUUUGCCAAUCAGAGGUCUAUGCUCCAGCAACAGCAAGAAGAAGGGAAGGAACAGAUUGAGGAGAUUAUUACAGAGACGAUUGUGGAAGAGAAUGUGGAUAAUGCCGAAACAAUACAGUACAUAGGGACGCUUGAAGACGGCAACCACCAGGUCCAGACCAUCAGCUACGCCAUGAGUGGAGAAGGCGGCGAGGAGCAUCAGAUGGUGGAGUUCGUAGUCAUUAAUGUACCUCAAGACUCGGUGACCGAAGUGGUGGAGCAGCAAGACGGCAUGGAAGGAGAGGUCGUGACUGAAGACGGCACCGUGGUUCAUUCAGCUCAAGUGUCGGAGAUGCAAACAGAGCCUGAUCCUCAGAAUCAACCAGAAGUGACGACAACAAUCACAGCAGAAGACGAAAACGAUGUGGUCCAGUCAAUACUUAAUUUGCAAGAAGCCAUCAAUAUGGGUUGAGGUGUUUGUGGUAUUUAAUCACGCAUUUAAUUUGAUAUUUACAACUGUGUUUUCCAAAAUCUAAAAAACAAAAUUUUCCCCUUAUCUGAACUACCUUCCUGAUUUUAAUUUAUUGAGUGAUAUUUACGUAAAAUGACUAUAUUUAUAAAUCAGUAAUGUAACAGAAAACACCAUUGCGUUGAAUUUGAUUUCCACUUAUGUUAUUAUAUCAUGUAUAUAUGUAAAUAAUUCUGUUUAGCAUGUUCUUGUCAACAGUUCAUUAUGUACGAGUUUUUUUUAAUUGAAAUGUUAUUUAUUUGGCAACUAUUGAGAGACUGUUCAUUGUGUUAACAAUUCAUAAAGUUACUCACUUCUUCUUCCGUUUCUUUUAACGCCUUACUGUUUUGAAUAUAUUUAUUUCCGAUUGUUGAGGUAUAUAUGAGAAAGACAUCUUGAAUGUACACUAUGUUAAUCAAAUAAUGGAAAUAUUAUUUAUGAAGUUGAAAAAUAAAAUUUGAAAUUCAG
Messenger RNA from Magallana angulata, 4526 nucleotides. Its product is annotated as zinc finger and BTB domain-containing protein 11-like. The transcript has 4 exons. The record is from RefSeq and is a predicted model, not a curated record. The coding region runs from base 204 to 4022 and encodes 1272 amino acids. Lineage: Eukaryota; Metazoa; Mollusca; Bivalvia; Ostreida; Ostreidae.